CUGAACAACGAUUGCCAAGAACUGCAAAGCGACGCAAAAAAUCGAGAAUGGAGCACUUAGCAUCACUUUGGAUGUAUAACUCAACACCAAAUUGGACUCGGCAUGAAGACAAGAUGUUUGAGAUUGGGCUUGUGCGAUAUGGAGAAGAAAGAGUUGACAGAUGGGCAAAAAUUGCAGAGUUGCUCCCUGGGAGAACAGACAAAGAUGUGGAACAACACUAUCUCAUUCUGCUGGCAGAUGUAGCAGACAUUGAUGCUGGGCUUAUUGAGGUUCCAAACUACCUCGACAACCCGGUUUUGUCAGACGAAAAGAAGGGCAAAGAGCCCAGGAAACAAGCACACCAAUGGACUGCAGAAGAACACAAGAGGUUCUUGGAAGGGCUAAACAGAUUUGGCAAAGGGGAUUGGAAGAGCAUAGCUAGACAGUGUGUUAGGACAAGAUCAGCUACCCAGGUUGCCAGUCAUGCUCAGAAGUAUUUUAUUCAUCUGGAGAAGGAUGCCAAGAACAGGACCAAGAAGAGGUCAAGCAUCUAUGAUGUUUCCUUGGAUGACUAAACAACCUUAUUAUCAUCUGUUGCUGCAUAUGUAGAAUGUG
This is a messenger RNA of Ipomoea nil (Japanese morning glory), 594 nucleotides long. RefSeq names its product transcription factor DIVARICATA-like. The record is from RefSeq and is a predicted model, not a curated record. Gene Ontology annotation, molecular function: DNA binding. The transcript is spliced from 3 exons. Bases 48 to 554 code for a protein of 168 amino acids. Lineage: Eukaryota; Viridiplantae; Streptophyta; Magnoliopsida; Solanales; Convolvulaceae.